GGCGAGGUCAUAUUAAAAAACCACUAUGUGGACGAUUUGUUAGACAGCUUUCGAACAGAACAGGAAGCAGUUGAUUCCUGUACAAGUUGUAAAGUACAAGUUUUAAAUCAAAUUGGAGAGUUCUCAAACGACGCUCCCAAAGAUUUGACUUUAGACCGCGAAAGUGUGGCGGAGUCUGUUCUCGGAAUGCGAUGGAUUCCAUCGGAGGAUUGUUUUACCUACACGUUCAACCCUCGGAAAGAUUUGCUGCCAGUAAUCCAAGACGAUCAUAUUCCGACAAAACGCGAGAUACUGAAGAUUCUCAUACAGGAUUGUUGGACGACCGGAAUGGCAUGGGACGAGCCAGUAAACGAAGAACUUUUCGGGCGCUGGAAACGUUGGACCAGUUUCUUUUCUCUACUGAACACAAUCCGGAUCCCAGGUUGUUAUAUUCGCACUUCUUCGGAAGAAAAUCAAAAUUUACAGAUUCAUGUUUUUGUGGAUGCCAGCGAAAUGGCGUACUGCUGCGUUAUCUAUUUCCGACUGGAAAUAAACGGAAAUGUUGAGGUUUCGUUAGUGGCCUCUAAGACAAAAGUUGCCCCGCUCAAAACCCUCUCUAUACCAAAACUCGAGUUGAAGGCAGCAGUGCUAGGGGUGCGUCUCAUGAACACCGUUAUUAGUUCUCACACCCUGACUUUUUCGCGACGUUACCUUUGGAGCGAUUCGACCACCGUAUUAGCCUGGAUCCAAUCGGAACAUCGUCGGUAUCCAAAAUUUGUGGCUGUUCGAAUUGGAGAAAUCCUUAUGACAAGUGAACAACAAGAAUGGAAGUGGGUCCCUACUAAGCUCAACACAGCCGACGAAGGUACUAAAUGGAAAUCCGAGCCAAACUUUCGCUCCGACAGCCCGUGGUUUCGAGGUCCCAACUUCCUUCAUGAAGCAGCAAACUAUUGGCCUGAGCAGAGGCGAUUUACAACUACACUAGAGGAAGUAUGCCCAUCGUUUGUAUACACACCUGCGGCACCAUCACUUAAAGUGAGCAGCUUCAGUUGCUGGGUGGAACUCAAUCGAACUGUGGCCCACGCUAUCCGAUUCAUUAGAAAUCUUCGUCGAAAACGAAAUAGUAUGCCUCUAGAACUUGACGUGCUUCAACAAGAAGAGCUUAAUGAAGCAGAGCAAACAUUGUGGAAAAUUGUGCAAGCAGAAUCCUUCCCUUCAGAGAUUUCUAUCCUCAAAAAACUCAAGGGUCGCCAGAUUCACGACACGCAGUCGUGCCAAAAUCAAGCCCGAUCUACAAAACAUGGCCCUUCCUCGACGAAAAUGGUGUGUUGCGUAAACGCGGUAGAAUAGAUGUCGUUCCAUUCAUCUCCUUUGAUACUAAAUUUCCAAUCAUUCUUCCAAGGAGCAUUCAAUAGUAUUUUUGCUUGUGGACUGGUACCAUCGCCAAUUUCGACACGCAAAUUGAGAAACCGUAGUAAACGAAAUGCGGCAACGUUUCGAAAUACUCAAGCUCCGAGCUCUUAUUAAAGAGGUGACAUCCAAGUGUAUCUGGUGCCGGAUACAAAGAGCCUCUCCAAGACCUCCUCCAAUGGCCCCCCUACCAUCCGCUCGACUAACACCCUUCAUCAAACCUUUUACAUCUGUCGGUGUGGACUAUUUCGGUCUAGUAUACGUGAAAGUUGGAAGAAAUAGGGUAAAGCGGUGGGUGGCUCUAUUCUCCUGCAUGACGAUCCGUGCUGUGCACUUAGAAGUGGUUCACAGCUUAUCGACGGAAUCAUGCAUAAUGGCUGUUCGACGCUUCGUCGCGCGUCGUGGACCUCCAGCUGAGUUCUACUCAGAUAAUGGGACUUGUUUUUCAGGAGCAAGUGGUGUACUGCAACGGGAACUAAAUGAUCGAAAUCAAACCUUGGCUAGAACCUUCACGAGUGCUCAGACGAGUUGGAAAUUUAUUCCACCGGCCACACCUCACAUGGGAGGCGUUUGGGAGCGGCUUGUGCGAUCCGUAAAGGCAGCUGUAGGAACCCUCUUGGAUGCCCCACGAGUUUCCGAUGACGAAACACUCCUCACUAUAAUGUAUGAAGCAGAAGCUAUGAUAAACUGCAGACCUUUAACUUACAUACCGCUCGAAUCAGCUGAUCAAGAAGCACUCACUCCGAACCAUUUUUUGCUGGGCUCCUCGAGUGGUGGCAAGAUUCUCCCAACGGAACCCAUAAAAAGUACCGCAACCUUGCGUAGCAGCUGGAAAUUGGCACAACACUUAUGUCAGGAGUUUUGGCGGCGUUGGAUCCGAGAAUAUUUACCAGUAAUAAAUCGCAGAUGCAAAUGGUUCAACGAAGUUAAAGACAUCGAGAUAGGUAAUUUGGUUUUGGUGGUUUGUGGUACAACAAGAAGACAAUGGAUCAGAGGACGUGUAUUGGACGUAAUGCGCGGUCGUGACGGCCGUGUACGACAAGCUUUGGUACAAACGGCUACAGGGGUGAUAAAGCGGGCAGCGGUAAAUUUGGCGGUUCUGGACGUCGGUACAAAUUGUAAAUCCGAUCCAAGGCACUCCGAAAGGCCUGACCUACACCGGGAUUUACUGGCGGGGGAUUGUGACGGCGAAACCCCUCGAUGCAGUGAUACCGCAAACGCAGUUCUUUGCGACCGCCAGAAUUAACGCUUGACAUCGUUCUACAUCCGUCGAUGAGAAUCAUUGCGGAAAGAACACAUAGCUCGGUAGACGUAUGAAGUGCACGCUCCAAGUGAAGUUAUAAAAGUCUUUAAGUAAAAUUAUUAAAAUUCAAUUAUUUUAUUACAAUUAUAUUUCGAUUGCCGAGUCAAUUAUUAAAUUCACCAGUGAAAUAUUCAGUUCUGAUUAGAAUAUUAAAAUGUAAGUUCGAUUGAAUUUAACCUAAAAUGCAAAUGUAUUAAUAAGUAAUUCUCCUCAUGAUAGUGGCCAAUGUCGGUGACUCGUGUUACGACACCUUCAAUUUAUAAGCAGAGUACACCAAAUUAUUGUAAGUGCUUUUAAUAUCAUGCAUACAUCCCGAAUAAUAAAAAUAACUGCCUUUCAGUUGAAGUUAAUCAAACCAA
This is a messenger RNA of Wyeomyia smithii (pitcher-plant mosquito), 3051 nucleotides long. RefSeq lists its product as uncharacterized. The coding region runs from base 1463 to 2635 and encodes 390 amino acids. The transcript has 2 exons. Lineage: Eukaryota; Metazoa; Arthropoda; Insecta; Diptera; Culicidae. Gene Ontology annotation, molecular function: nucleic acid binding. Gene Ontology annotation, biological process: DNA integration. The record is from RefSeq and is a predicted model, not a curated record.